UAGUUUAACUGUAUUUUAUAAUUCUUCAGAAGCUACGUAGUGGAGAGAAUGAAAUUUGUUUCUUUGUUUGUUUGUAGCUAAUUUCUGCAUCCCAGAAUGGAAGACGAUGUAAGCCUGUUCCCUGAGGAGGAGAUGGAUGAUGGCCUGAUUUUGGACCACUAUUGUGAAGGUUCUCUCAUAAAUAAGUUUCAGCCCCUCUUGGCCAUGCUGUCACUACUGACUCUGCUGCUGGGGCUCCUUCUGGGCCUGUCACCACUGGCUGUGCUGCUAGGCCCCAUCCAGAAAAGGGGCGAGCGAGGGGUGAGCCGGGUCAGGCCCCAGGAGAAGGACGAGGGCCUGGUGGGUGCGAAUGGCAUCUGGUGUCCUUCUUUAAGUCCAGAGGAAGAACAAAAUACUGAUGCUGAGAAAACAAAGACGAAAACAGCCGACAGAGACAGAACUCAGGCUCUGCACCUGAGAAGGGACCUGAACCGCCUCGAUAUGGUGCGUGAAGAGAAAGAUCUUUUCAUUCAGAAAACGAGAGGGGAGCUUCGUGCUUGCCGCCAGAGGAUCGAGCUCGUCACCAGACAGCAGGCAGUCGUGGCAGCGGAAAUCGCUCAGCAGAAAGAGGCCAACAACAUUGCCGCUGUGGGGCGCCUCCAGGCCACCCGUAGCCGCCUGUGCACAGAGCUGGAGAAGGAGAGGGACCUGGAGUCAAACAUCACCUCUACUCUGAAGGAGAACGAGAAUGCCAUGUGGCACAUCGAGAUCCUGGAGGGUCAGAUGGAUGCUGCCCGCAAGGCCCUCAGGGAGGAGGAGGCAGCCGAGGGGAGGCGCCUCCAGGCACAGGCAGCUGAGCGGCUCUGCAAGGAGAAGGCAGCCUUCAGGAAGGCUGAGCGGAACCGGCUGCUGAGGAUCCGGAAAUCCAUGCAUGUCCAGAAGGAGCACGGGCUCCGGCACCAGAAGCUGGUGGAAGAUGCCCAGAAGAACCACAAGAUCGCUGUCAAGUUCCUGAAGGCCUCCCUGGGCAGAAUCCGGGAGCAGGAGCAGAAGGAGGAGAUGGAGUCACGCAAACAUCUGAAGAGGCGCAUGGACGCUGUGCUGGCACUAAAGAACAACAUCACCGCAAACCGGGAAACGCUCCGGAAGUUCCAGGCGUGGGGCCAGGCCCGGGCUGAGCUGGCAGAGCAGAAGGCCCAGGUCGAAAAGGAGGCAAUCCUGGCCCAAGGCGGGGAUGCAUUCAAGCAGCUUUUCCAUCAGCACCGGCGCCAGGAGCUGGAGGCCCAGAAACGGGCCUUUGAAGAGGAGCAGAAGCAGCGGAGGCUCGAGAUCGUGAGCCGGCUCUGGAAGGAGGAGGCCGAGGAGAACAAGAGGAAGAAGCAGCUGCUCCCUGCCCAGACCGCGAACCGGCUCACACUAAGGGACAAGACCUGGUGCUAUGUGGCCGACUUCUGCGAGGGCCUGGCCACCACAGCCGCCUUGUACCCGCUGGAUACUGAGUACUCGGUGCACCCCAAAGCCUCCCAACUAGUGGAAGCCAUCUCCAGCGAGUCCAUGCAGAGCGACCCUGGGGCCCUCACCAACCCAGAGGAGGAAACACUCGCGGUGCCAGAAAUCUCAGGGCUUUGGAAAGAGGACUACAAGCCAUACCAGGUGCCCAAGGAGGAUGUGGACCGGAAGCCUGUGGGUGGAACCAAGAUGGACAAGGACAUCCUGGCUCAUACCAUGGAGCGGCUGCGGAGUGGGGUGGUGCACAAGCAGGUGGUGUCUGGGCGUGAGUUCAAAGGCUGCCCCUUCAACAGCAAGCCUGAGCUCAUCCACUUCAAGGACUUUGAUAUUGGCAAAGUGUACAAGAAAAAGAUCACGUUGAUAAACACCACCUACACAAUUAACUACUGCCAGCUAGUGGGUGUGGAGGAACACCUCAGAGAUUUCAUCCGCAUUGACUUCAAUCCCCCUGGUCCUAUGUCAGCCGGGAUGUCCUGUGAAGUGCUUGUCACCUUCAAGCCUAUGAUAAAUAAAGAUCUGGAAGGAAACGUCUCGUUUUUGGCUCAGACGGGUGGAUUUUCUGUUCCACUAAAAUGUUCAACCAAGAAAUGUUCCCUGUCCCUUGAUAAGAACCUCAUCGACUUUGGCAGCUAUGUGGUGGGCGAGACUGCAUCUCGGGUCAUCACGCUGACCAACAUCGGUGGCUUGGGCACUUGGUACAAGUUCCAGCCUACAUCUGAGUCCUGCGAGCAAGCCACCUCCCUGAAUACAAGCAGUGUCUUCAUAUACGAAGACAAAAAUCUAUAUGAUAAAGUCAUCAUGCCCAGUGUCUCUGAGAACCUGUUUGAGGCCAAUGAGUCUCCACCCAUGGAGACUGGGAAGACGGAGAGCAAAGAGCCGGAGGAGGGGUGCCACGCAGAAUCUGAGGGGGUAACGAUGACCACCAUCAUGGAGAUGCCUCAAGGCGAAGAUGAGGCGGAGAUCCAACUGGGAGAGGUAACAGAAGGUGAAAUUGGUCCCUUCAGCUCCAUCAAGGUGCCUAUCAUCUUCACCCCAAUCAUCCCAGGAGAGGUCCAGACCAAGUUCAAAGUAGUGUUUAAGAAUCCACAGUACCCAACACUGUACUUCAGAGUCAUCGGCAUUGCCAUCGAUGUGCCCGUCUGGGUACCAAAGCCCAAUGUGGACCUGAAGAUCUGCAUGUACGACCGGCUGUACCAGGACUCCGUGCUCGUACACACGAGGUCAAAGGCGGCCCUGCGCCUGAGAUUUGAGGUGUGCAAGGAGCUGCGGGCCCACAUGGAGCUCCUGCCGGAGACCGGCUACAUCCAGGCGUUGUCAUCCUACUCGGUGCAGCUCAAGUUCCUUCCACGACACUCCCUCUCGGAAGACGCAGGGAAAUACUUUGACAAGGAGUCCCGAGUCCUGGAGGCCCCGAUGACCAUCUGGGUGGCUGACCAGAUCAGGCCUGUGGAGUUCACUGUCCAUGCCAUCGUCACAACCUCAGACUUGGAAAUCAGCCCCUCGGAGGUGGAUUUUGGCUACUGCACCAUCUACGAGGCGAUUAAAACCAGCGUCACCCUCCACAACCACGCCCUCCUGCCCCAGGAGUUCGGGUUCGUUGGACUCCCCAAGUUCGUGGACAUUCAGCCCAAUGAUGGGUUUGGGACGAUCUUGCCACUGGAAAGUUUGCAUCUCGAUGUGAUCUUCCAGCCCACCAAGGCCAAGGAGUAUAGCUUUGAGCUGGUCUGCAAAUCAGAGAUUAACAGGGAGUUCAAGCUCUCCUGCCGGGCUGUGGGCGUCCAUCCACCCCUGGAGCUGUCCCACUACCAAAUCAAGUUUGCAGCCACUGCCUUGUAUGACACCUCCGUGACCACCCUGUACGUCAUCAACUCCCACCUGAGCAUGAACUCGCUGACACACUCAGUGCCCCGCAUUGGCUCCCAGGACGUUGCCCCCGUGGGGCCCACAUCUUUCGAGUUCCUACUGCCCCUGGACUCGCCCAUCACCAUCUCGCCGUCAGUGGGGACGGUGCUGCCUGGAAAGAGGUGCCUGGUGCAGGUGGCCUUCCAGCCUGUGCUGCCUGAGGAGCUGGUGCGCCAGGAAGCCCUCCAGGUGCUGAGCAAGGAGGCUGAGGCCAAACCGUCCUGCAAGGACACGGUCACUCAGAAGAGGGACCUGAGGAGGCAAUCCAUCCCCUCCAUGCGACUGCAGAACCGGGAGCGACAGUUCCAGGUCUCCACCUCCCCGAACCCAGAGCUGCAGAAGCAGGAGCUCAAGGCCAGUUCCGAAGAGUUCCAGGCUGCCCAGGCUGCCCUGGCCAGAGCUUUCAAGGGAAAGUUUGACAAGUUUGUGGUCCCCUGUGUCGUUGCCAGCGGGGACAUCAAGGACAGGAAGGAAACAGAGACCAUGAGCUUCAGCCCUCAGAACACCCUGUACCUGGAGCUGUGGUGUCCAACAGUGGCACCGUCCAUUGUGGUGACAUCUGACAAAGGAAAGACCGUCUUUAACUUUGGGGAUGUGGCUGUCGGACACCGCAGCAUAAAGAAGAUCUCCAUCCAGAACAUCUCUCCUGAGGACCUGGCUGUGGAGUUCUCCGUGCUGAAUCCCAACGGCCCCUUCGUCCUGCUGAACCCCUUCAACAAGCUGCCCAUGGGUGAGACCCAGGUCCUGGGGCUGUCCUUCUCACCCCGUGAAAGCAUCCUGGCCCAGGAGACACUGGACAUCAUUACCAAGAGGGGCACACUCACCCUCACCCUCCUGGGCACCGGUGUCGCCUCCGUGAUCGUCUGCUCCAUUGAAGGCGACAUCCUCAACAUGGGCUAUGUGAUAGCCAGGGAGUCUGUCUCCUCCACCUUCAAGCUGCAGAACCACUCCUCGCUCCCCAUCAAGUUCUCUAUGAGGCUGGACAGCCUGUCCUGCACACGGAGGGAGGACCGGCAGCAGCUGCCACGGUUCCUAGUCUCAGACCAGAGGACUAACGUGGUCGGCACUCAAAACCACAACGGGCAGAGCGUGUUUAGCGUGGUCCCAGUCGAGGGUGUCAUCGAUCCCGGGAGGGCGCAGGACUUCACCGUGACCUUCAGCCCGGACCACGAGAGCCUGUACUUCUCCGACCGACUCCAGGUGGUGCUCUUUGACAAGAGAAUCUCCCAUCAGAUCCUCCUGAAGGGUGCUGCCCGCGAGCACAUGAUGUUCGUGGAGGGCGGUGACCCCCUGGACGUGCCUGUGGAGUCUCUGACUGUGAUCCCUGCCUUUGACCUGGAGCACAGAGAGGGUGAGCCCCAUGAGGGCCCUCCCUCCUCAGAGGCUGAGAAGCUGAAAUCCAUCCUGGUGACCCUGGAAUACCUGCAGCUGGACACCAACACACCAGCCCCUCCUGCCACCCGUGAGCUGCAGGUGGGCUGCAUCCGCACCUCCCAGCUGUCUCCGAAAAAGAGCGUGGAGUUCAGUCUGGACAGUGUCUCAGCCCUGCAGCACAAGGGCUUCACUGUGGAGCCCUCCCGGGGCUUUGUGGAGCGAGGCCAGACCAAGACCAUCAGCAUCUCAUGGAUGCCCACUGCGGACUUUGACCCAGAUCGCCCACUCAUGGUGUCCGCCCUGCUGCUGCUCAGGGGGGACGUGAAGGAGACCUACAAGGUCCUCUUGGUGGCCCAGGUAGUAACCAGCCCCUGA
Messenger RNA from Trichechus manatus latirostris (Florida manatee), 5139 nucleotides. It is a transcript of the gene CFAP74, whose product is annotated as cilia and flagella associated protein 74. The record is from RefSeq and is a predicted model, not a curated record. The coding region runs from base 97 to 5139 and encodes 1680 amino acids. The transcript is spliced from 38 exons. NCBI's taxonomy places the organism in Eukaryota, Metazoa, Chordata, Mammalia, Sirenia, Trichechidae.